GACCAGCAACAUAUAGGAUACCAGGAAAAAGAAUCCUUACCUCUGCAUCAAGGACUUUCACAUGUAUUCAAUGAUAUGGACAUUCCAAAGCUUCUGUAUGUAUCAGAGAGGAAACUCUCUGAGAGUGAGAAAGUGCAAGGCUAUGUAACCCAUGCCCACAUCUCUUCCCUUAAGGCUAGUCCUGCUGCAGCUAUUGUCAACACAGAAACUAUGGAGGCUGUUCCUUUGGUCAGUGGAACGAAUACCAAAUAUGAGUUUGAAGAAAUCAUUUUAGACCGGGGUGACUCAGCGCUCGGUUUUACUAUAGCUGGAGGAGCUGAUAACCCCCAAAUCAAUAAUGAUCCUGGGAUCUUCAUAACUAAAAUCACCCCUAAAGGAGCUGCAGCAGAGGAUGGACGUUUGAGGGUAAAGGAUUGUAUUCUGCGGGUGAAUGAUGUAGAUGUAUCCAGGGCCUCCCACUUCAAGGCUGUUGAGGCCCUAAAAGAUGCCGGUUCCACUGUACGUCUUUAUGUGCGCCGUUGCUGUUCAGUCCCAGAGACCAUCCAAGAAAUCCAGCUGGUCAAGGGUCCAACAGGACUUGGGUUCAGUAUUGCAGGUGGAGUUGGAAGUCAACACAUCCCAGGUGAUAACAGCAUAUAUCUGACCAAAAUCAUUGAGGAAGGAGCAGCACACAAGGAUGGACGGCUACAAGUCGGAGACAGAUUGAUAAUGGUGAACGGCAGCAGUCUGGAGGAUGUUUCUCAUGAGGAGGCUGUGGCCAUUUUGAAGAAUACUUCGAACGUGGUCCACUUGAAGCUGGGAAAGUCUACCAAAAUAUGCCUAUCAGAUGCGUUUGAGCUUCCUCCCAUCUCAAACUUUCAGUCAAUCCUCUCCGAGGAAGGCAGAAUCCAUGGGCUGACAAACGAAGUGCGGCACAAGGAGCCGCCCAGAGUGUCCCCGAUGCAGCAACCCCAAUCCAGCCUUCUGCUACCAGUGUUGAACAUGCUGAGACCGACCGACUCUCAAGAGCUGAUAUAUUAUCUCAACUGUGUAUACAGGGAACCCAGGACAGUUGUGCUUCACAAGGGAUCCACAGGCCUGGGCUUCAACAUAGUGGGUGGAGAAGAUGGUGAAGGUAUCUUUGUCUCCUUCAUCCUAUCAGGCGGGCCGGCUGACCUCAGCGGAGAGCUAAUGCGGGGAGAUGAGAUCUUAUCGGUUAAUGGCAUUGAUCUACGAGGAGCAACACAUGAACAGGCAGCAGCUGCCCUGAAGGGAGCCGGGCAGGUGGUCACCAUCGUUGCUCAGUACAAACCAGAAGAGUAUGAGUGUUUUGAAGCCAAAAUCAAUGACCUCAGAGAACAGAUGAUGAACCAUAGCUUGAGCUCUGGGUCAGGGUCUCUGCGAACUAAUCAGAAGAAAUCACUCUAUGUAAGGGCACUCUUUGACUAUGAUAAAAUGAAGGACAGUGGGCUACCAAGUCAGGGGCUCAGUUUCAAGUAUGGUGAUAUCCUCCAUGUUACUAAUGCCUCAGACGAUGAGUGGUGGCAAGCCUGCCGGGUCACUACCCAUGGAGACAGUAAGGAAAUAGGAGUCAUUCCCAGUAAGAAAAGGGUGGAAAGGAAGGAGCGGGCACGUCUAAAAACCGUCAAAUUUAACGCCGAUACAGGAAUGACUGAUUCAAAGCUGUCAUUCACUGACAAGCAAAAAAAGCACUUCACCUUUACACGAAAACCCCCAUUCUACAAAAACAAAGAGGGUCAGCAAGAUGGCAGCGAUGUACAGCGAAGUCAAGAGGAUGUAGGUCUCUCAUAUGAAUCUGUUUUACGCCAAGAAAUUAAUUAUGCCAGACCAGUCAUAAUUCUUGGACCCCUGAAGGACAAAAUCAAUGAAGAUCUGAUUGCAGAGUUUCCAAGCAAGUUUGGUUCUUGUGUUCCACCUGCUAACAGUUCAGGGUCUAAAGACACCACAAGGCCAAGAAGGAGCUAUGAAGUCGAUGGACAAGACUACCUGUUUGUGAUGUCCAAAGAGCAGAUGGAGAGGGACAUCCAAGAUCAAAAAUUCAUUGAGGCUGGACAAUACAAUGAUAAUCUUUAUGGAACAAGUUUCCAGUCUGUAAAAUAUGUGGCCGAAAGGGGCAAACACUGUGUUCUUGAUGUUUCUGGAAAUGCAAUUAAACGACUACAAAUUGCACAAAUACAUCCAAUAGCUAUCCUGAUAAAACCCAAGACUCCCGGUUCACUAAUGAACAUGAAUAAGAUGCUGUCAGAGGAGCAAGCAAAGAAAAGCUUUGACAGGGCUCUGAAACUGGAGAGGGAGUUUGGAGAACUCUUCACAGCUCUGGUUCAGGGAGACACCUUCGAUGAUAUUUAUCACCAGUGUAAACAAGUCAUUGAGGAACACUCCGGACCCUACAUUUGGAUCCCAUCCAAGGAGAAAUUAAAAUGACUCUUAAUGCUAGAAG
This is a messenger RNA of Cyprinodon variegatus (sheepshead minnow), 2440 nucleotides long. Its product is annotated as disks large homolog 2-like. The transcript has 21 exons. Gene Ontology annotation, biological process: chemical synaptic transmission. The annotation marks the transcript as partial. Gene Ontology annotation, molecular function: kinase binding. The record is from RefSeq and is a predicted model, not a curated record. Lineage: Eukaryota; Metazoa; Chordata; Actinopteri; Cyprinodontiformes; Cyprinodontidae. Gene Ontology annotation, cellular component: neuromuscular junction; postsynaptic density membrane; neuron projection.